Molecule: messenger RNA, 930 nt
Organism: Octodon degus (degu)
Lineage: Eukaryota; Metazoa; Chordata; Mammalia; Rodentia; Octodontidae
Product: olfactory receptor 19
Exons: 1
Coding region: 1-930 (309 amino acids)
Biological process (GO): G protein-coupled receptor signaling pathway
Cellular component (GO): membrane
Molecular function (GO): G protein-coupled receptor activity; olfactory receptor activity
Source: RefSeq, a predicted model, not a curated record
AUGGAACCAGAGAAUGAAACGCAAACUUCCAAAUUUCUUCUUCUUGGAAUUUCAGAGGAUCCCAGCUUGCAACCCUUCCUCUUUGGACUAUUCCUGUUUAUGUAUUUGGUCACUCUGAUUGGAAACAUGCUCAUCAUCGUGGCCACAAUCUCAGACUCCCACUUGCACACACCCAUGUACUUCUUCCUCUCUAAUCUGUCCUUUGCAGACAUCUGUUUCACUUCUACCAGCAUUCCAAAGAUGCUCGUAAACAUUUGGACAAAAAGCAAGGUCAUCUCCUAUGCAGGCUGCAUUACUCAGGUAUACUUUUUCAUAGUCUUUGGGGUUUUGGACAAUUUCCUCUUAGCUGUGAUGGCCUAUGAUCGCUAUGUUGCCAUCUGUCAUCCCCUGCAGUACACGGUCAUUAUGAACCACAGGCUCUGUGAGUAUCUGGUGCUAGGGUCCUGGAUCACAACUGCUUUAAAUUCGUUGCUACAAACGUUAAUGGCAUUAAGGCUAUCUUUCUGUACAGACUUGGAAAUCCCACACUUUGUGUGUGAACUUAAUCAGUUGGUCCUUCUUGCCUGUUCUGACACAUUUGCUAAUGACAUGGUGAUAUAUUUUGCAGCUGUGCUGUUGGGUGGUGGUCCACUUUCUGGAAUUCUUUACUCUUAUGCUAAAAUAGUUUCUGCCAUACGUGCAAUCUCAUCAGCUCAGGGGAAGUACAAAGCAUUUUCCACCUGUGUAUCUCAUCUCUCUGUUGUUUCUUUAUUUUAUUGUACACUUCUUGGUGUUUACCUUAGUUCUUCUGUUACACAAAACUCACACUCAACUUCAAGAGCUUCUGUCAUGUACAGCAUGGUUACUCCCAUGUUGAACCCAUUCAUAUAUAGUCUGAGAAAUAAAGAUAUAAUGGGAGCUCUGGGAAGAUUCUUCAAAUUAAAGCCAUAA